Messenger RNA from Cuscuta europaea, 1793 nucleotides. The record is from the annotation of a GenBank genome assembly. Lineage: Eukaryota; Viridiplantae; Streptophyta; Magnoliopsida; Solanales; Convolvulaceae.
GCCGGAGUGUUGAAGCCGGAGUGAGGUAUCCCCGUGUCCAUGGUGAACGUGAAGGGCCUUGCGCGUCUGAAGAAAGAGGACCCGAAGGGGUCGGGACAGGGCAACCAAAAGCCCGCCACUGCCCUCUUCAAGAAAUCCGAGGGCGAUGCCGCUGCUAGCAAGAGGAAGGCGGCGACCAAGGGGUCCCCCCGGCUACCAAAAAGCCGAAGAAGGGGGAUAUCACCGAUAAAGAGCCCCCGGUUGUGAUUGUUGAUGAGCACCCCGCCUCCGGGGUGCAUGUGGAGAAACCAUCGGAUGGACCGCCGGUGGGGGCGGAGGAGUUGCUGCCUGAGGUCCUCCAUGUUUCUCUUCCGAGGGGUACGUCUCUGGCCAGUGGCGCUGUUGACCCGGGGGCCAUCUUGAGGGGCAUAACCCCUGAGACGGAUAGGGCUGCCCUCGGGGCUUAUAAUGAUGCGGCCCUCGAAGACCACAUUCUCCGCUCCUCCCUCUCUGUAAGUGUUCACUCGGCUUUCUUCCUCUUUUCCUUUGAUCAUUUUGCGUGACUGCCUUUAACCGUUUUUGUUGUUGAUCCGUAGGCUUGUCUAGCCCUCGGCGAACAGGCCCGGAGGCUUCAAGAAUGGCGCCUCCAUAAAGCGGAGCAGGACGCCAAAAUGAGGGAGUGUAUCCUCAAAAACAAGGAGGCCGUGAAGCUGGGGGCCAGGCUAGAAGAGGAGCUUCGGCAAAUGAAGCUAAAAUUGGAGGCCGCAGAAAAGAGCAAGGCUGAUGCCGAGGCCGCUGCUGAGGAGGCCAGGAGAGCUUCCAAAGAGGCCGAGGAUUCCAAGGCGCUAGCCGUCGCCAAGGCUCAGGAGGAGGCCGUUGACGCCUUCGUCGCCGAGGGUUGGAGAGCCGAGGGACGCAAGGUGUGGGUGUCCUCGGUCGUGGAGGCAUGCGUUGAUGAAUGGGCCGAGGGCCCUGGGUGGGAAUGGAUGGCCCGGAAGGGUAGGGAAUAUUAUGAGGCCGGCGAAUUCUUCACCCAGGCCCUCGUCUAUCGGAGGAUGGCCCGGCACCUGAACAUUGAGCCAAAGGACUUCGCCCCCUCGGCAUAUGGCCUUCCUCCCCUGCAGCCUGAUGUCCGUGAAUCCCUUCCCGAAGGUGUACAACGGCCCGAUCUUGAGGACACAGAGCUGAAGAAGGAGGCCGAGGACGACGUUGUUGAGGCCGGAGCGGAGGUAUCGUCGAGGCCGGCUGCAGAGGACGCCCCGGGGAAUGAUGCUGUUGAGGUUGUUGAAUGAUUCUGUACUUAGAAAUUUCGGAACAAAUUUUUGUAAUGAACACUCUUGAUCCUUCGGCUUCGGACUGUUUGUAAUUUUACACUUACUUCUGUUCUUGAUGAAUGCAUGCUGCCCCGGGGCUUUUCACAUUUGAAUGCGCCCUAUGUUUGAAUGUAUGCUUUCUCCUUUAUGCUUUCCUCACGUAUGAAUGUAUGGUGGUUUAGUGAUGGCCGAAGGCCAUGUUAUUGGGACUUAGAGAAUUUUUGCAAAUGUAGUGUGUUAUGUAGCCCUCGGCUACUGUGGAGCCCCAACUGAAAUGUUGAUUAGGCCGGGGGGCCAAUUCUUUAGGACUUAGAAAAUUUUCCUUAGUGUUGAUUCCUUGUGUACUGUAGCCUUUGAUUGAUAGGUAGCCUUCGGCUAUUGGGUCCCUUUAUAAGUUGAGGGUGAAAUAUGUAGGGCUCAGAAAGAUUUCCAAGUGUAACUUUUCCCUUGGGAGCCUUCGGGCGAUGGCAUCCCUUCUUGAUGUAUGAGUAGCUGACCGAG